Molecule: messenger RNA, 1267 nt
Organism: Scophthalmus maximus (turbot)
Lineage: Eukaryota; Metazoa; Chordata; Actinopteri; Pleuronectiformes; Scophthalmidae
Exons: 7
Coding region: 322-939 (205 amino acids)
Cellular component (GO): membrane
Source: RefSeq, a predicted model, not a curated record
CGCACCUGCGACCCAGCAGUCAGGUUAAUGGAUAACCUGUCGCAGUUACCAGCUGUGGCUCACAACACGGAGUUCGGAGAGCAACGCUGAACUGUGACCAAACACGUUUCAGUUUUCACACAGUUGGCACCUCCGGGUCCGGCACCGUCUUACUGUGGAUACAGAAAGGAUACUCAGAUGGAGAACUUGCAAAUUGGACACGUGUCCAACCAGUGAGACAAAGUGGAACUGCGGAAGUUUUGUUUGCAGCCAGAUACUCGGCAGGUUUCGCCGCGGUGCUGAGGACUCCUAAUAACAUAUUUCGUCGGUGAAUAACAGAAGAUGGACCGGUACAGGUACUUUACACUGAACCGGACGAGCGUGCUCGUCCUAGGUGUCCUCCAGGUCGCCUGCGCAGGCCUUUGUGUGGUGUGCGGUUUUAUGGACGCUGUUUUCCGAAGGGACACUCCGCUGAGCAGCACCAGGACCCCGGUGUGGGGAGGACUGAUCAUGGCCUCUCCAGGUGUCCUGGCGCUGUUCGCCUCUCAAAGGAAGAAUUCCGUUUUGGUGAGUGUGAUGGUGGCAGCAGCAGGGCUCUCCUGUGUGGCCGUGCUGUUUAUUUCUGGUUAUGCCUGUCUUACCCUCACUUAUGGAGAGGAGGAUGAAGACGUCUUCCGCCACCACGACAGUCCUCAAGUGACUUUUGUGCUUCAUCGGAUGGUGAAGGGGGCCAAUGCCACCAUACUGCUGACCUGCACCAUCAGCUUGACUCUGUCUUCUCUCAUCGCCUACGUGGGCUGUCGAAGUCUUCCCUGUUGUGGCUGCUAUGAUGCCAGAACUGGACUGCUCCAACAGGGGACCAGACCCAGAUGCAGACACAUCUCCAGAGAGCCACCAGCCACUUCCUCUCCAGACCUUCCAGGAGACACUGGUCCCUCAGUACGACCCUGGGGACACUGAGCUGGUGUGUACCUGGCAAGGAAGUGACGACAGGCUCUUCAACUCUCCAGCUCAGUCCACUAAGCAUGGCAUCACUGAGGAAGAGGAGGGACCCUCCAAACAGCCUCCAUACAGCAGACUGACCUGACACAUCCUAUGUGCCUACUUCUUACUUGUGGAUGGACUGAGGGGAGGGAUCUUAACUGCUGAAGCAUACAAGUAAUUUUUGCUCCCCAUUAAACUGAGGAGACUGCACUGUGGCAGCUUCUAUAUUUUAAAACUUGCCAAAGCUGUUCCUAAAUCCUUAAAAUGUGUGUUUUGUGUAUGUAAUAAAUGAAUCUUGACUGAA